AAACUACCUUUAACCAGCCAACAAGAAAACAUUUUUGCCACAACCUCGGUACCGACAUCGGCUUUUACACAAAAUUUCCUCCUUUCCUUUUAAAAGAACCCAACUCUGAUCAUCAAUCGAAGUCAACGCUCAAAAUUCUGACAAACCCAUUUCCACAAACCCACCAAAAUGGAGUUCAACAAUUCCUCAUCUCCAAAAACCAUCCCUGUUUUCUCAACAUUUGCUUCACCAUUCGACAAGUCUUCUCCAGACCCCAAAGCCAACAAAAAGCCUAUAAGUUUAUGGCCUGGAAUGUACCAUUCACCUGUCACAAAUGCUUUGUGGGAAGCAAGGUCUCAAAUUUUUGAAACACUCCUUGACCCACCAAAAGAUGCUCCCCCACAAAGUGAAUUGCUCACCAAAACUCCUUCACAAAGCAGGACCAGUAUUUUGUAUAACUUUUCUAGUGAUUAUACUUUAAGAGAGCAAUAUAGAGAUCCUUGGAAUGAGGUCAGGAUUGGGAUGUUGCUUGAGGAUCUUGAUGCUUUGGCCGGUACCAUUUCGGUUAAGCAUUGCUCCAAUGAUGAUAGCAUCACAAGGCCGCUUUUAGUGGUUACUGCUUCAGUUGACAAGAUUGUACUGAAGAAGCCGAUUAGUGUUGACUUCGAUCUGAAAAUAGUUGGUACUGUCAUAUGGGUUGGUCGGUCAUCUAUUGAAAUUCAGCUUGAUGUCAUUCAGUCCACAAAAGAGGCCUCUGGUGCUUCUGACUCUCUAGUUCUGACAGCCAACUUCAUAUUUGUGGCACGUGACUCAGAGACUGGAAAAGCUGCUCCAGUUAACCGGAUAUCCCCACAAACUGAGCGUGAGAAGUUUCUGUUUGAAGAAGCUGAAGCUAGAAACAAAUUGAGGAAAAGAAAGAGAGGAGAUAGAAAAGAAUUAGAGAAUGGGGAGAUAAGUAGACUUGAAGCAUUGUUGGCUGAGGGUAGGAUAUUUUGUGACAUGCCAGCCUUGGCAGACAGAAACAGCAUUCUUCUAAGAGAUACCCGACUUGAGAACUCUUUAGUUUGCCAGCCACAGCAAAGGAACAUCCAUGGUCGUAUCUUUGGAGGGUUUUUGAUGCAUCGAGCAUUUGAGUUAGCAUUCUCAACUGCUUAUGCCUUCGCUGGACUGGUGCCUUGCUUUCUGGAAGUUGAUCAUGUUGAUUUUUUAAGACCUGUGGAUGUUGGAGACUUUCUGCGUUUCAAGUCUUGUGUUCUGUACACAGAACUUGAGAAUUCUGAUCAGCCUCUAAUCAACAUUGAAGUCGUUGCUCAUGUUACAAGACCUGAGAUCAGGUCAAGUGAGGUUUCAAAUACAUUCUAUUUCACAUUCACUGUCUGUCCAGAGGCAAAGGCCAGAACAAAUGGAUUUAGGAUUCGGAACGUGGUUCCAGGUACAGAGGAAGAAGCUCGUCGUAUACUCGAGCGCAUUGAUGCUGAGGCCUUGCAGUCAGGCAAAGCUCAAUGCAUGAACAAGGAGACAUAGUAUUUAGUUGGAUGAGAUUCCAGGCAGUGAAGUUUCCAGUCCUGGAAAACCUGGAAAAGUUUUAACACUUGAUAAUCCAACUAAGAAUUCUACUGAUUUGAUGCCACUUCAAUGUCUAUUAAGUUCCUGAUAAAGAUCUGUUUACUUAUUAGACAGAAUAAACUUGCAUUA
This is a messenger RNA of Pistacia vera, 1674 nucleotides long. RefSeq names its product acyl-coenzyme A thioesterase 9, mitochondrial-like. Lineage: Eukaryota; Viridiplantae; Streptophyta; Magnoliopsida; Sapindales; Anacardiaceae. The transcript is spliced from 5 exons. Bases 169 to 1503 code for a protein of 444 amino acids. Gene Ontology annotation, molecular function: fatty acyl-CoA hydrolase activity. The record is from RefSeq and is a predicted model, not a curated record. Gene Ontology annotation, biological process: acyl-CoA metabolic process.